AUGGUUUACCAGAUCCGGAAAGAUCGGCGACUCAAGUGGAAGCACAUCAAUGAGAAAUCUGCUACUGGUGCAGCUGUUACUGCUACUACUGUUGAAAGUAGUAAUUCUACGGAUGGCAAGAAUGGCUUGUUUCCAGUGGAGACUUCUUGUUCUUUAUUUGAAGUGUAUGAAAAUGGUGUCGGAAAUACACUAUCCUGUUUAGAAGGAGAACAUUUUGACGUUAUCUUGAGAGAAUGCGUCAAUAUUAGAAAAUCAAAUUGUUUUGAAAAAGAUGAAGUGCAGUGUACAGAAAUAGGCUUUAUUCCUCAUGAAGGUAACUGUUCUGAAUAUUAUGAGUGUGCAUUUGGUGCAGAUAAAAUAAGCUAUUCAGGAAGCUGUGAUCUGGGGCUAUACUUUGACCCUAUUAAGAAAAUUUGCAACUCGGAAGUGGAAUGCUACCAAACAAAUGAAGUGACCUGUACAACAGAUAAGUUUCUUCCUGAUGAACAUAACUGUACAAGUUACUACCAAUGUGACUAUGGAGAAAACAAGAUAAGCUACCGAAAGACUUGUCAACCUGGUGACCAGUUUGAUCCAAUAGCUAAAGAGUGUAGGCCAGUGAACCAGGUGAAUUGCCAUGAAGUAGGUUCUAAUUUCAACUGUCCUGAGGAGCAGGGAUAUUUUGUUGAUUCUAGUGACUGUUCAAAGUAUUACGAAUGUGUGGGAGGAAACAGUGCAGUAACUUAUCAUAGGAGCUGUGGCUCUUCGCUACAUUUUGACCCUCGUUCCCAGAAAUGUGACAAUGAAGAUAUUGUUGGUUGUCAAGGUUCUCCAUGUACGGCCAAUAUCUCUGAUACGGAUGACUGUUAUAAGUACUUUGCUUGUGUUCAAGGCAUGCAAUAUCAUUGGACCUGUCCUAAUGGUCAGCAUUUUCAUGAGAAUAACUUGACGUGCACUUGGAUACAUUUGGCUGAAUGUGUGACUUAUGAAUUUGAAUGUGAAGAUGGCUAUUUCCAACACAACAGCGGCUGCUAUAAACUGGUAAUGGAGAAUGCCACCUACCAAGAAGCAGAAGAAAAGUGUGCAGCAGAGAAUGCAGUUUUGGCAGUUGUUAAGGAUAGAGACACCCAGCAUUUUCUUCAAGGUUUGGCAGGUGAGGCUGCUGAGGAUACAACAUUGCCAAUGUUUGCCUGGAUAGGAUUGAAUUUUGUGAACUGGCAAUGGUGGAAAUAUGCAGAUAGUUCCAAUCUGAGGUCAAGCUUUUUCAACAGCUGGGAAGGAGGCUCACCAGACAAUGCACUGACAUCUACCUUGGAUGUUUGUAGCAGCAUGAACAAAAUUACUAAUGGAAAUGUGUACUAUAAAUGGAAUGUUUCAGUUUGUGAAGAACUGAAAAGUUACAUCUGUCAAAGAACUGAGCUCAGUUGUCCACAGGGUUAUGUGCUCUAUGGUCACAAAUGUGUGAAAGUUUUUGAAAAUGAAAGAAAAACUUUUGUGGAAUCUCAAGUGGAAUGUGCAGAAGAGGGAGGUCGGCUAGCUGCUGUGACUGAUGUACCCUACCUGAACACGUUGAUCGCGUUAGCUAAAAAAGGGAAUGAGCAGCGUUACUGGGUUGGUAUUUCACGUACAUUAGAAACCAACCAAUGGAUACUGAGUGACGAAAGUACUUUGUCAGAUUUUGUCAGUGCUGAUCUGUCACCUAGAGAUGAAACUUGUGUAACUGUAUACAUGGAAUCUGAAUGGGAAGGAUUCCCAUGUAACCUAACUCUUCCAGCUCUGUGUGUAUAUCCACCUAGUCCUUGGUGCUUUGAUGAUUACAAGCCCUAUAAUGGGAUUUGUUAUAAAGCUUUUGAUAAUGUGGCUCAAAUGAACUAUACGGAAGCUGAACAAACUUGUAUUAAUGAUCAAGGAACAGUGCUGAACAUAUCUGACAAAAUUUAUGUAGAAUUUUUUAAGCUUUCCCUUUUUCGGUCCGAUGAUGCCUCUGGUUGGUGGAUAAAAAAAUCUAACUCGGUUUGUUCUUCACUGGAAAUUGAUGGCCUGCAGCAAAAUGUGAACUGUGAGACAAGCAAAAGAGUCAUUUGCCAGAGAUACUAUGGUGUUGGAGGUCCAGCUGUGUCGGACAGUGUGUGUACAGAUGGGUUCCAACUUUUUGACAGUAAAGGAACUUGCAUAAAAUUAUUUGCACAGAAGGAAAAGUGGAACAAAGCAACGGAAGUUUGUCAGCAUAAUGGGGCUACAUUGCUAAAUAUUGGAAACGAGGAAGAAGAAGAUAAUUUAUUUUCCCUUAACUUGGAUGAUGAUAAAGUGUGGCUUGGUGAAGUUUACAGUGUCAAGGCAGAUAAAUGUGUUGUGCAAACUACAGAAAAACAGUUCAGCCAGACCUACUGCCAUUAUAGACAUAGCUUUAUUUGUGAAAAAAAAGCUAAGCAGUGUAACAAUGGCUACCGGCUGUUUGAUGGUUAUUGUUAUAAACUACAUAGCAAUGAGUCCACAAAUUCAGAAGCUUCCAGUAUCUGUCAAUCUGAAAACACAGAGCUGGUGCUUGUAGGUGAUCCAGAUGUACAGUCUUUCUUGUUUGGAAUUAUUCAACAAACAUCCUUAAACUUGUGGGUUAACAUGGCUGGAAGUGAGCCCUCUUGUGUUGUCUUAAAGAAAGAUCAAAAUAGCAUUCAGUUUAUCACAGAGAACUGUCAAAACCAAUAUGCUUUUGUCUGCCAACACAAAGCUCAUUAUAUCGUCUACACUAUGAGAGGUUCUGGGCUGUAUGAUUUAUACAGAAGCCUGGAGCGAGUUUCCGGUUCAACAAACUAUUCAAUGGCUGAGGUAAAAUGUGCUGACAGAGGCGGCCGACUUGCUGACAUUACUGAUGGUAGAACUCAUAAUUAUGCAGCUGAGAAACUUGCUGUCACCAGUCGUCAUUGGAUGGGUUUGUCAUCACGCUGGUAUGAUGGCACUUGGUACUUCAGUGAUGGCCAGAAACUUGGUUCAUUCUUUAAAGGAGUAAGAAGGAAUAUAAGUGAGAGUGAAGAAUUGUGCAUGGUCUUUUUUCAUCAAAAGCACCUGUCAGGACAUGACUGUAAUCAGAAAAUACCUUUUAUAUGUGAGGUAGAAUCUAGUGGACUAAGAUUGCAAGAAAAGAAUAUCUUCUUCAAAAAUCAGUGGAUUGAGUUGAUAGAUUACGAUAGCUCAGCAUCAAACACAGCUAGUGUUUUUAAGGAUGAUACUCCUCAGGACACGAAAGAUUUCUUGAGGCAGUGGAGUUUGGCAGCAGGCUAUGGCAGUAUCUCAAAAAAUUCACAGGACAUUCUUCUUAUAACUGAUGGCCAAACUGAUCAUGCAUUCCAAAUAAUUCCAAGAUCAUGUCCACAAGGGUAUAUCAACUAUGGUAGAACAUGUUAUAAAUAUGUUGAUGUACCACAGAAGUUCUUCAUGGCAUUGUUAUAUUGUGCACGUGAGAGUAGUUACUUGGCUUUGAUAAAAGAUAAAUUUGGAAUUGAGACACUACAGAUUCUACUACCUAGUGGUACAAAUGCCUGGGUUGGAGGAUACCAUUAUGGUGGACAGUGGAGAGGAUCAGAUGGAGAAAUCAUUCCAGUUUUUAGUGAAUGGGACAAAGACAAGAAUAAAAACCCUGUGUCUAAUGAUAAGUGUGUGUACCUUUCAAGCAAUGACUCCACACUUUUGAGAUCAGACUGUGAUGUAGAGUAUACUUUUGUAUGUGAAAAUCCAGGUAACCUAGAGUGUGAUGGGGACAGUAUUUUUAUAGAUGGAAAGUGCUACCUUGUUAAUGCUGACUUGGUAACAGAACAAGAAGCCUACCAGCUGUGUAAAGACCAGGUGUACAAAGAUCUCGCAGUUCCACAUGGCAGUAUCCCACAACUUAUUCUUAGCAUGCAUGUACAAUUUCACAGUAAUGACUCGGUAAAGGAAUCUCCAUCUUUUUGGUUGGGGUUGAAGUACAAAAUGAACAUUAAAGAUUGGUACAAUUAUCCUAUAAUUGGACGUCACCAAAAUAGAUACACUAAUUGGUACUCUUCUGAACCUAACUUGGAGAGAAAGGUUCUGGGAGGCAUUGGAGUUGCUUUGAUGUCACCCACAUACAAUUGGUUCCAGGUUGCACACGGUGAAGAAAUUUUUUAUUUUUGUCAAUACCAAGUGUGCUACAAUCAGACGACUGACCGGCUAAACGAGACCUGUAUUAUACCCAUUACUUUCCCUGGUUUGCCCGUGACUAAUAUGUCAUGUGUUAUGGAAGAGGGAGACACAGACUCAUGGUGUAGCACAGGUGUAGACUUUGACUGGAAUCACAAAGACAGCAACAGUCGGUACAUCUGUCCCAGUACCUGUCCAGUUCUGAUGAUACGUCUCACUUUUUUGGGAUUGCUGUAAAAUGCAACAGAUAUAACCUUGUAAAAAAUGUAAUUUCAACUUAAUUCA
This is a messenger RNA of Limulus polyphemus (Atlantic horseshoe crab), 4419 nucleotides long. RefSeq names its product macrophage mannose receptor 1-like. The coding region runs from base 1 to 4371 and encodes 1456 amino acids. Gene Ontology annotation, cellular component: extracellular region. The transcript has 17 exons. Gene Ontology annotation, molecular function: chitin binding. NCBI's taxonomy places the organism in Eukaryota, Metazoa, Arthropoda, Merostomata, Xiphosura, Limulidae. The record is from RefSeq and is a predicted model, not a curated record.